CUGAUGGCUGCACGCAUUCUGAUCUUGCCUUCCCCCGCCUGCCUGUAUGACGAUCCCGUUCAGGUGAAGAUCGAGGGCCUCUCCCCGCUGCAGGAGGUCACAGUCGCGGCCUCUUUGGUGGAUGAAAGCGGUAACCUUUUCCAAUCGUGCGCUUACUAUCGGGCUGAAGGUAACGGAGAAUUGGACCUCAGCUGCUCCCCCUCCUUGGGUGGGAGCUACUCUGGGGUCGAGCCCAUGGGCUUACUGUGGACGCUGGAAUCCAAGACUCCCCAUAAGAGGUUGAGGAAGAGAAACGUCCUCACCCCUUUCUAUGUCACCUACGAGGUGUACGACGGGCGCGGGGUCACCGGCUCACUCCUUUGCAGCUGCCGCAGCGAGAGGCGCUUCAUGGCCGAGGGCGUGAAAAGAGUGCCCGUCCGAGAAGGCCGGCUCAGAGCCACGCUUUUCUGCCCGCCGGGCCCUGGACCUUUCCCAGCUAUUAUUGACUUGUAUGGAUCUGGAGGCGGACUUGUUGAGUACAGAGCAAGUCUUUUGGCAAGCAGAGGUUUUGUUACACUGGCACUUGCUUUUUUUGCUUUUGAAGAUCUGCCAGCUUUUCCAGAGUUCAUUGACUUAGAUUAUUUUGGUGAAGCAAUAAUGUUCUUGCAGAAAGAACAAAAGGUUAAAUCCAUGAAAAUUGGAGUCCUGGGACUAUCUAGAGGUGCAGAUCUCGCCCUUGCUUUAGCUGCAUUUUGGGCAGACAUCCAAGCUGCUGUCAGCAUUUCUGGCUCGGGGAUAAAUACUUUGGUCCCCUUGAAAGUGAAAGAACAUAUCAUUCCACCCCAUCCUUUUGAAUGGAGGAAGAUGAAACCUACUGAAAAUCCAAAUGUAAUGAAUUUUUAUGAAAUAAUGGAUGACCCUAAAGACCCAUCUACCUGGCCAAGCCGCAUCCCUGUUGAAAAGUCCUUAUGCAAGUACCUCUUCAUAUGUGGACAGGAUGACAAAAACUGGAAAAGUCAAAUGUUCUACCAAGAAGCUGUUAGUUGCCUUCAGCAGCACGGACGCCACGUGGAGUUCUAUUGCUAUCCCGGAGCUGGUCACCUCCUGGAGCCCCCUUAUAUGCCCUUGUGCCAUAUUUCAUUCCACAAGCAAUUUGGGUUUCUUGUAGUCUGGGGCGGAAAGUGGAAAGAACACGCAGAGGCACAGGAAGAUGCCUGGCAAAGAAUAUUGGCCUUUUUCAGACAACACUUGCUGGAGUCAACUUUGAAAAGUAAUUUAUAG
Protobothrops mucrosquamatus (brown spotted pit viper) is the source of this 1260-nucleotide messenger RNA. RefSeq names its product acyl-coenzyme A thioesterase 4-like. NCBI's taxonomy places the organism in Eukaryota, Metazoa, Chordata, Lepidosauria, Squamata, Viperidae. The transcript has 3 exons. Gene Ontology annotation, biological process: fatty acid metabolic process; acyl-CoA metabolic process. The coding region runs from base 4 to 1260 and encodes 418 amino acids. The record is from RefSeq and is a predicted model, not a curated record. Gene Ontology annotation, molecular function: fatty acyl-CoA hydrolase activity.